CUGUUUAUACUUUCCCUCACACAACUCCAUUGGAGAACUAAAUCAAUUGAUUAAGCUAAUUAUUGAUUGAAGAUACUGUAAUGGCUUCUUUUAAAGCUAUUACUCCUUUGAUAUUGUGUGUUUCUUUCAUUGUUGUCUCUGUGACUGCUCAACUUAGUUCCACGUUUUACGAUACUACAUGUUCUAAUGUAUCGAGCAUUGUGCAUGGUGUUGUCGAACAAGCUCUUCAAAGUGACGAUAGAGCCGGUGCCAAACUCAUCCGUCUCCAUUUUCACGAUUGUUUUGUCGACGGUUGUGAUGGAUCGGUGUUGUUAGAGGACCAGAGUGGCGUAACGAGUGAGCUGGGUGCACCUGGAAAUGGAGGCAUCACAGGUUUCAAUAUUGUUAACGACAUUAAAACUGCAGUUGAGAAUGUUUGUCCAGGCGUUGUCUCCUGUGCUGACAUUCUAGCCCUUUCUUCUCGAGACGCUGUUACCUUGGCAGGAGGGCAAGGUUGGACGGUUCAAUUGGGAAGAAGAGACAGUAGAACAGCAAAUUUGCAAGGAGCCAGAGAUAGGCUCCCAAGUCCUUUUGAGAAUCUCUCCCAACUUCAAAAAAAGUUUAGAGAUGUUGGUCUUGACAACAAUACCGAUCUCGUUGCUCUAUCAGGUGCACACACAUUCGGACGUUCGAGAUGCAGAUUCUUUGACGGACGGCUAAACACUUCAAAUCCGGACCCGACCCUUGACUCAACAUACGCAGAUCAACUACGACAAAAUUGUCAGGCAGGGCGAGACACAUUCGUGAAUUUGGACCCAACGACACCAAACACAUUCGACAGGAACUACUUUACCAAUCUUCAGAACAACCAAGGGCUUUUGGGAAGUGACCAAGUUUUGUUCUCCACCAGCGGAGCUUCAACUAUUAGUACUGUUAACAAUUUCGCCAGCAGUGAGAGUGCAUUCGCCUCCGCCUUCGCUCAGUCAAUGAUUAAUAUGGGAAAUAUUGACCCUUUAACCGGGACCAAUGGAGAAAUUAGAAUCAAUUGUAGAAGGCUCAAUUAAACAUAUCGAGUCACGUCACCAUAAUUAUAUAAUGUAUUGAGGAUCUCAUACAGCAAAUUGUAUUAUAUGUGUGUGUGUGUUGGCUAUAUUAUAUGGUCAAAGAAGUAAGAAUAGUAAAUAAAAAGCGCGUGCGGGAGCCUAGCUUUUGCACAAGCUUCCAUGAGGAGUCUGUUGUUUAGUUUUUGGAGAAGAUAAAUGUGAUUUUAUUGUGUUUCUAUCUCUGUUUUUCAUAAGGUCUAAUUAUUAUCCCAAAUCUCACCAAA
Molecule: messenger RNA, 1306 nt
Organism: Benincasa hispida (wax gourd)
Lineage: Eukaryota; Viridiplantae; Streptophyta; Magnoliopsida; Cucurbitales; Cucurbitaceae
Product: peroxidase 2-like
Biological process (GO): response to oxidative stress; hydrogen peroxide catabolic process
Molecular function (GO): peroxidase activity; heme binding
Source: RefSeq, a predicted model, not a curated record